Molecule: messenger RNA, 2464 nt
Organism: Microstroma glucosiphilum
Lineage: Eukaryota; Fungi; Basidiomycota; Exobasidiomycetes; Microstromatales; Microstromataceae
Product: Creatinase/aminopeptidase
Exons: 5
Coding region: 123-2315 (730 amino acids)
Source: RefSeq, a predicted model, not a curated record
CGAUCAUCAUCCGCAAAAAGGAGCCGAUAGGCAAGACUUGUCCUUGCUCACGUCGGUACCAUCGCCCCCUCGAUACCAUUGCUCCUCACCAUUCUCUUCCAUACCACCCCUACGCUACAAACAUGCCUGGCUGCUUCUCCGUCUUCAAGUCCAUUCCCACUUCCGGCGAGAGGCCACUUGCUCUCUCCCGCCAGCCCACAGCCGCAUCCUCCAAGUCGACACUCGUAGACGAUGGCAGCAGCUCCUUUAAUGAGAAAUUGUGUCCAAAUGACAAGCCCAGCGCACAUCCUCCCCGCUCUCUCCUCAAGCCAACGCCCACGGGCGAUCGCCUGACUGCUUUGCGAGCCCUGAUGUCCGCUGCCGACUUAGACCUCUACCUCGUCCCCUCCGACGACGCCCAUGCCUCCGAGUACACUGCUCCUCGCGACCAGCUGCGUGGCUUCAUCUCCGGCUUCACUGGCUCUGCAGGGUUCGCAAUUGUAGCAAAAGAGGGCUUCGCAGGCUUGUGGACCGACUCGAGGUACUUUGUACAGGCGGAGCAGCAGCUCGAUGCAGAGCACUGGACACUCUUCAAGUUGGGACUGCCCGAGGUGCCAGGGUGGGAACAGUGGUUGACGAGCGAGUCUUUUGAGGUCUUGGGCAAAAAGAAGCUCACCUUUGGUGUGGACGCUCGAUUGAUCUCUCAGGGGACAGUCAAAAGUCUAUUGGAAAAGGGCAACGUAGGAAGCUACAAGCUCGAGGGAGUCUUUGACGAGGACUCCCUCGUAGCCAAGGUCUGGAGUGAUCCUCAUCUGCCCUUUCACCAGUCCUAUCCACCCGCACUCGACACGCCCGUACACCAGCAUCCCCUCGAAUUUGCAGGUGAAGAAGCUCAGAGUAAGCUAGGAAAGAUCGUACAGUGGCUCAAUGGCGCCGACAUGGCUGAUCUAGUCGGAGAGAAGUCAAAGAGCCAACUCCUGAGCAAGAAGUAUGGACCCAAGCGAGGAGAACACUACGUUGUCAAUGCACUCGAUGAGGUGGCAUGGACCUUGAACCUACGAGGGCUCUCGAUCCCCUACAAUCCCGUCUUCCCGGCUUACUUGGUCAUCUCAGUACCUUCUGAUGAGUCCAGGACCUCUGCAAAGACUGCAUACUCUGCCCAGCUCUUCGUCCCUCCGCAGCUCCUCUCACACAACGUCGAUGCAGGCACCUACUCCUACGUGACUUCAACGCUCAACGUAGCUGUCCUCGACUAUGCCGACAUCUGGUCCGCUUUGAAGGAGCUGCCGGGCAAAGGCAAGGUGAUUCUGGGGGACAAGGCCUCUUACGCCCUCGUCUCCUCUGUAGGCUCCGAGCGAGCCUCCUUGCAACCCAACGGCGGCUUGCCCAUUGCCCUGCUGAAAGCACGAAAGAACGCCGUCGAGCUAGAGGGUAUGCGCAAAGCCUACCUACGGGACGGUAUCGCCUGGGCAAAAUGGGCUGCCUGGCUAGAAGAGACGGUCCAACGGCGCGGUAGUAGUAGUAUCAAUGAGUGGGACGCCGCUGUGCGCUUCCAGCAGAUCCGCUCUGGCAUGCACAACUACGCCGGCUUUGACGCUUACGAGUCCAUCUCUGCCUCUGGUGGCAAUGCAGCACUCCCGCACUAUGAGACGCCGGAGGAAGGUAGCAAGGUAAUCGAUCGCGUCACGCCUUAUCUCAACGACUCGGGCGCCCAGUACUUCGAUGGUACCAUUGACUGUACCCGGACGGUACAUUUUGGGAAGCCCACAAAGGAGCAGAAGCAUGCUUAUACGAGGGUGCUGCAGGGUCAUAUUGCCAUCGAUUCAGCGAUCUUCCCCGAGGGCACGAGUGGAGCUGCUCUCGACACGUUAGCUCGGAUCAAUCUCUGGAAAGACAAGCUCAACUACCUCCACGGCACCGGCCACGGCAUCGGCUCCUUCGGGUACGUACACGAGGGCCCCUCCAACUUCUGGUUUGGUAUAAGCGCGGGCGCAACAGGCGCCUCGUACAUCCCUCUCCAGCCAGGGUUUACGCUGAGCAACGAACCUGGCUUCUACAAGCCCAACAAGCACAGCGGUAUUGAGGAUGGUGGGUUUGGGCUGAGAAUCGAGAGCAUCGUGGCCGUCAAGGCGCUGCAGCCCGAUGUAAAUGGGGGAAAGUGGCUGGGAUUCGAGAGAUUGACAAGAGUGCCGAUCGCUACUAACCUCGUAGACUUCUCUCUUCUCACGCCCACCGAGAAGAAGUGGUUGAAGGACCACAAUGAGCAGAUCAAGAAGGAGGUGGGGCCAUUCCUUCGAGGCGACAAGCGUGCAAAAAAGUGGUUGGACAAGCAGUAGGUCGGGGUGGAUUGCGAAGUGUGCGAGUGCUGUCGAAGGUGAAGGUAGUCAAGCGGGCGGGCGGAAGGAGUUGGUGAAGAUUUCGAAUACCAGUUCAGUCACCGAGCUAUUGCUGCUUCAAGGCCCUUUCGUGUUAUCUCUAUUUGGAU